AGUGUCGGCGCGGCUCCUUUGAGCGCUCGUCUGGCUGGCGGACACAGAGGUCUCGCGUUCUCUCGGCGAAAUUUUGCCGUCUUUAUUCCCACCGGUCAACACCGGUCGCCGCAAAGGUGGAAACAACGUUUGGAAGGAGUUGCUAACCGAGGUUUUACCCACGGGGAGAAACUACUGAAAGGCAAGUCGUUAGGCUUUAAAAGUUUUUUAAUGUAGCUUCACAGGCAUACGGGAGGUUACUCGUCAACGGGAAAAAUAAACAGAACGGUGCCCGUUUAUGGACAAAAUCCGCUUGCAAGAGGGCAGUAAAAAAGGGGGCCAAAGUUCGCAAUUUCGGCUCCGGCCAGCGGUGGACGAAGCCGAAGGCGAGCCAAGCCAGCGGGAAGGCUGUGGAGCAGCCACCGUCGCCAAUAUCGCCACUCGACCCCAAGCGCUUUGGGUGGGGGAGGGGGGGGCGCGGGGGAGCUCAGCAGUAAACCAGCCACCUCAGCCAGCGCAAGUGGGAAAAGCGGUGAGAAUUUCACCGCCAUGAAUAACCAAAGUUAAGCAACAACAACAACAACAAAAAGGUGGUCGACUUUCAAGUUUCAUCAGCGAGCAGUCAACCGACACCUGCACGGGUUCGACGAUGGAGGGGACCAAAAUGGCCAUCGCGUCGUCGGACGCCAGCACUUCGGCACCUGCCGCCCACACGGCGGCGGCGUCCGGAGCCACGGCGGUGGCGGCGUCGGCGUCGUCGUCUUGGAGCGGCGUAGCGAUCCCCACCCUGGACGCGGCGAUCCUCGUGAGCGGCGUCUUGGGCCACGCGCUGGUCGUCGUCAUCCUGUCGUGCAAGCGCCGGAAAGGGCUCAGCGGCAGCCGCACCGACGUACUGCUGCUGAGCCUCAGCGUCGCUGACCUCACCCAGCUCGCCUGCCUGCCGUUCAACUCCGCCUCCAUCGUCCUGCACGAGUGGAUCUUCGGCGCGGCGCUCUGCAAGCUGUUCAGCUUCCUGGCCACGGCGUGCACCUCGGCCAGCGUGUUCACGCUCACCGUGCUCUCUCUCAACCGGUACGUCACAGUGGCCCACGUGAGCUGGGCGUACCGCCUCUCGCGCUCGUGGGCCACGCACGUGACCAUGCUCACGUGCAUAUGGCUCCCGGCGCUCGUCAUCGCUCUGCCGCAGCCCAUCUACAACAAGCUGCACGUGGAGCCCCUGUACUGCCUGGCCAUCCACAUGGUGGACAACGGCAGCAGCCACAUCGCCUACGCCUCCGUUCUGUUCGUCAGCUGCUUCGUCCUGCCGCUGCUCAUUAUCAGCUUCGCCUACUGCCGCCUCGUCUGCUACGUGAACAAGCGUCGGCGCAGCCCAUCGUGCGAGCUGCGGGCGUCGCGGGGCCCCGCCUUUGACAACUACAACCAGCGGCUCACCGUCACCGUUGUCCUGCUGGUGGUGGCCUUCGUGGUGUGCUGGCUGCCGUCGUACGUGGUCAUGUACCUGACGGCGCUGGGCAAGCAGUCUCAACUGAACUUUGGGACGUUCAUGUUGGCCCGCCUGAUGUCCUUGACCAGCCUGGUGAUCAACCCCUUCAUCUACGCGUUCCUGUCCAGGCAGUUCCGUAGAGACCUGCGGGAGGUGUUCGAGAGCGGCGCGAGGUGCUGGGUGUCUCGGGGAAACGACGCCAGGGUCAAUCCCUGCCCAUGCGCAGACAUUUGCGGCGAUAUAGCCUAGCGGGUUAGGAACGCUCGCCCGCUUGUUGCGAAGGCACGCGAAUGUUCAAAACGUCAGCCGCCCUGGCGGCUGACCUCGGCAAAGCACGCCGCCUGCUUCACGGCGGGUUUCGAAGAUCCCGUGACAUCAUUGACGAGAGCAGGCCCUUGUAUGCCAGUGUCGUGUGGCUCGAAUUUGUGAAGAGAUUUACCAGCAAUUUACUGGAAUAAAAAUAUGCAGGGCAAAUCGUCGCCACCGACUUGGCAGGACCAUCCUUUAAAGAAAGUGACGAUAGUCUCUUUGAGGCUUUCGUGGGUAAAUAACCGUAGUAGUAAUAAUAACAACAGUACAUUUUUUUAUCCAAAAGCCGGGCACUGAUCCUCCAUUGCGACCAAAACAAUUCACGGAAUAAAAUGUUAAAUCAUUCUUCACCCGAGGCUCCCACCUC
Messenger RNA from Lethenteron reissneri (Far Eastern brook lamprey), 2138 nucleotides. RefSeq names its product galanin receptor type 1-like. Lineage: Eukaryota; Metazoa; Chordata; Hyperoartia; Petromyzontiformes; Petromyzontidae. Gene Ontology annotation, cellular component: plasma membrane. Gene Ontology annotation, molecular function: G protein-coupled receptor activity. Gene Ontology annotation, biological process: G protein-coupled receptor signaling pathway. The record is from RefSeq and is a predicted model, not a curated record.